GGAACAUCACUUCAUCAACAGAUGUGAUAUUAAUAGAUCACAUCUUCACAACUCACUACAGUAAGGAAGCAGUUUCCAUUCUCUUUUCUUUUCUUUUUUGUAAAUAGUGACCUGGAAGCAACUCUCAGGUGUACACCUGGAGGUUGUGGGACAAAUCUGGACUUUGACCCACCACAGGGGCGGGGCCAGAUGGGUUUUGGGACCGUAACUGAAAUUCGUGAAUUCUAUUAAGGUCGUUGUUGUAUUAUAGUCAGUAGAGUCAUUGAGGAAUCCCAGACUGACGCACUUGGGUUUCCUGAUGCCAGUGAACGUCACUCGUCAUGUCUCCCUGAUUGACUGCACCUGAGCUUCCCUGGGCUCUGAUUGGUUCAGCUCAGCACUGUGUCCAUGGCCCCACUGUGUCCAUGACUUGUGGAAAGUUGGACUUUGUUGUUUUCUCAUCUAAAUACUGUAAGUCUGUUUGUGUUACCUCAGAUAUUAAAAACUCAUUUCCCCCUCUCCCUGCGUUGCGUCCUGCUCCCACCAACCCGUGCCAACUCUUUAUCUCCGGCCGGAGGAGGUCGAGGCUGGAUGCUCUGCCGCCACAUCAUCCUCAUCAUUCGACCGGCGCGUCCGCGCGGUGUCGGGUUUUACGCAUGGCGUCCGACAAACGCAAUGUGAGCCGGGCGCGCAGCCAGCUCCGGGCGCGCUGCUAUUUCGAGGUGGGAAUGCUCCCGACCCCCAGCCCCCUCCGCACACCUGCUCCGCUCCGUCCCCCCGAGCGACAGCCCGGCCCCGGCCCCGGUCCUGCGCUCACUCCUGCGCGCGACCCCGUCGGCACCGACCGGAGCUCGCGUCCUGCGUCCUGCUUCUUCUGGAUCUGGUCUCCUGCUCUGCCCCUGGUGGAUGUAACCUGGUUGUUGUGUCACAUCUCCCCAUCAUUCACUUUUUUAUUAUUUCUUUAAUUUUUCAUAAUUCCCAUCACACCCGGUGCGCUGUUAUCGAUGGCGGAGGGUGUGCGUCCCGAGGAUUACUGCGACGAGCCGGUGGACGACGAGUUUGGAGAGAUCAUCAAGUGUCGAUCUGAUGAAAGAGAGGACGUUCAGAAGAAGACUUUCACAAAAUGGGUAAACUCACAGCUGUCUAAGACCGGGAAGCCGCCCGUGGAGGAUCUGUUCUCCGACCUGUGUGAUGGACGACGCCUGCUGGAGCUGCUGGAGGGGCUGGCAGGGCGGGAGCUGGUGAGGUUGGAGAGAGGAUUCACGCGCGUUCACUCGCUCAACAAUGUCAACCGUGCUCUGCAGAUCCUGCAGAAGAACAAUGUCGAACUGGUGAAUAUCGGAGCGGCAGACAUCGUUGAUGGGAAUCACAAACUGAUCCUCGGGCUCAUCUGGAGCAUCAUUCUCCACUGGCAGGUAAAGGAUGUGAUGAAGGAUGUGAUGGCGGGCCUACAGCAGACCAACAGUGAGAAGAUCCUGCUGAGUUGGGUUCGUCAGAACACGCGACAAUAUCCUCAGGUCAACGUGGUUAACUUCUCCAGUAGCUGGAAUGAUGGAUUGGCCUUCAAUGCCCUCAUCCACAGCCACAGGCCUGAGCUUUUUGAUUGGAGUGCGGUGGAGAAGAAGACGUCAGCGAUCGACAGACUGGAACACGCCUUCAGUACGGCAGAGCAACACCUGAGGACGGACAGGCUGCUGGACCCUGAGGACGUGGCCGUGCCUCACCCAGACAAGAAGAGCGUCAUCAUGUACGUGACGUCGCUCUUCCAGGUGCUGCCCCAAAGCGUUUCCAUGGAAGCCAUCAAGGAGGUGGAGACGUUGCCGCGGGGGGCGGCGGCGGCGGUGGCGGCAAACGCCCGCAAGACGACGGAGGAGCACUACCAGAUCCAGACCCAGCAGCGUUUCUCUCAGCAGAUCACGGUGAGUGUGGCUCAGGGCCGCGUGCGGAGCCCCUCGCCGCAGCCGCGCUAUAAAAGCUAUGCCUACACCCAGGCCGCCUAUGUCAAGUCGCCCGAGCAAAAGAGGAGGCGUGUUACUGAUCAGUUCCUGACGCCCAGCCAGGAGGAGCUGCAGCGGGGCCUCAGUCCUCUGCCCCCGGGCUCCACCAGCCUGGAGAGCUACCAGGCUGCACUGGAGGAGGUGUUGACGUGGCUGCUGUCGGCCGAAGACGGGCUCCAGGGGCAGCCUCCCAUCUCCAGCCACGUGGAGGAGGUGAAGGAGCAGUUCCACACGCAUGAGGGCUACAUGGUGGAGCUGACCAGCCACCAGGGCAGCGUGGGGCGGGUCCUGCGCGCCGGCGCCGCCCUGCUGGGGGAGGGACACCUGAGCGAGGACGAGGACCGGGAGGUCCGGGAGCAGAUGAACCUGCUGAACUCCCGGUGGGAGCACCUGAGAGUGGCGAGCAUGGAGAGACAGAGCAGACUCCACGAGGUCCUGAUGGACCUGCAGCACCAGCAGUUGCAGCAGCUCACCGAUUGGCUGGACGUGACCGAGGCGCGGAUCAAGAGGAUGGGGGCUCAGUUGGGCCCGGACCUGGAGGACGUCAAGCACCAGGUGGAGGAGCACAAGCUUCUGCAGGAGGACCUGGAGCUGGAGCAGGUGAGGGUGAACUCGCUAACCCACAUGGUGGUGGUGGUGGACGAGAGCAACGGAGACAGUGCCACCGUCGCCUUGGAGAGCAAACUUCAGGUGCUUGGUGAUCGCUGGGCGGCCAUUUGUAAAUGGACAGAGGAACGCUGGAUUCUGCUUCAAGAGAUUUUACUGAAAUGGCAGCACUUCACUAAUGAACAGUGUUUAUUUGACUCCUGGCUGACGCAGAAGGAGGAAGUGGUGAGCUCCAUCAAGACCUCCAACCUGAAGGACCAGGCGGAGAUGGUGGCCUGCCUCCGCCGCCUCGCGACGCUGAAGGCCGACCUGGAGCUGAAGCGUCCCACCAUGGACAAGCUGUGCUCCAUGAGUCAGGACCUGCUGAGCAGUGUGAAGAACAAGGAGGUGGCCAGCAAACUGGAGGCCCGACUGGACAGCUUCGCCCAGCGCUGGGACCGGCUGGUGCAGAGUCUGGAGCUGAGCAGCUCCCAGCUGUCAUCGACCGUCAGUGUUACCCAGCAGUCCGAGCUGACCCACUCUGUCACGGCGACCGUUACCAAGGUGAUAACGAGGGAGAAGGUUUCCGCCGUGCGCCACACCCGAGAGUCGCCGCCGCCCGCCGUGCGCCACACCCGAGAGUCGCCGCCGCCCGCCGUGCGCCACACCCGAGAGUCGCCGCCGCCACAGAAGAAGAGGCAGGCGGUGGUCGACUCUGAGCUCAGGAAAAGGUUUGAUGUGGACUUCACAGAGCUCCACAGCUACAUGACCCGCGGAGAGGCCAUCCUGCAGAGCCCCGAGUUCUCUGUGUCCCGCAAGGAGGGCAGCAUCCAGGAGCUGUACGACAAAGUGCAGGCGAUAGAGAGGGAGCGGCCGGAGAAGUACCGAAAGCUCCAGGAGGCGACGCGCACGGCGCAGACCCUGGUCGAGCAGGAGGGGACCCGUGCUGAGGACAUCGCCCAGGCGGCGGAGCAGCUGAACCAGCGCUGGGUGGGAUUCUGUGCCCUGUUGUCGGACAGGCUGACAUGGCUGGCUUACCAGACAAAGGUGCUGGCCUUCUACAACUUGUUCGCUCAGUGUGAGCAGGCGGUGGACAACAGUGAGAACUGGCUCAAAGUCCAGGCGCCGCCAGCGUCUGAACCAGAACCACUGAAAGUUCAACUGGACCGAUGUCGGGAGGAGGUGGCUCGCCUGGCCGCCCUGCAGCCUCAGGUGGAGCUGCUGGAGACGCAGCUGACGGAGCUGAAGGAGGAGAAAGAAGGGGGCGCGGACCCCUCGGCGUUCCUGGACGCCGACAUCGGCGCCUUCGACGAGCACUACGAGGAAGUCCUGGAAAACCUGCGGACCAGAGAGAGGCAGCUGCAGCUGGUUUUGGAGAGCUUGCCCCCGGCUCGUUAUAAGGAAACCAUAUCAGCGCUGUUGGCAUGGUUACAACAGUGCGAGGCCAAGCUGGCCGUGCCAUCCACGGCCGUUACCGAGUACCCUACUAUGGAACAGAGACUGAAGGAUGUUGAGGCGCUGCAGGAGGCUCUGACUGAGCACCAGGGGGAGGUCGACUACCUGACCUCCGCCGUGGAGCAGGUUUUCCUCAAGGCUCCGGCAGACAUCAGCCAGAAGUAUCGCAUAGAGAUGGACGCCGUCAUGGCGCGCUGGAGGCGACUGGGCGCCACGCUGGCAGACAACGGCCAGCGGAUCCAGGAGCUCAUGGCCAAACUGCUGCAGUUUGAGAACGACGUCACGACGUUGAAGAAGUGGAUGGCGGACGUGGACGUGUUCCUGAACGAGGAGUGGCCGGCGCUGGGCGACUCGGAGGCUCUGGAGAAGCAGCUGGAGCAGUGCACGGCUCUGGUGAACGACAUCCACACCAUCCAGCCCAGCGUCAACGGGAUCAACGAGGUGGGCCUGUACCUGAAGAAGGAGGCCGAGCCGCCGUUCGCCGUCCACAUCCAGAAGCUGCUGGACGAGCUCAACGCCCAGUGGGAGAACGUCUGCAAACAGGCCUACGCUAAGAAGUCGGCUCUGAAGGGAGGCCUGGACAAGACCAUGGCUCUGAGGAAGGAGAUGCAGGAGAUGCAGGAGUGGAUCAACCAGGCGGAGGAGGACUACCUGGAGCGGGACUUCACGUACAAGACCCCCGAGGAGCUGCGCAAGGCCGUGGAGGAGCUCAAGAGGGCGCAGGAGGAGGUCCACUCCAAGGAGCUGAAGGUGAAGCUGCUCACCGACAGCGUGAACAGCUUCAUCGCCAAGGCCCCGCCCACAGCCCACGACGCCCUGCGCUCGGAGCUGGACGUGCUGACGGCAAACUACCAGCGCCUGUGCAGCCGCCUGGACGGGAAGUGCAAAACCCUGGAGGAGGUGUGGGCGUGCUGGUGUGAGCUGCUCUCCUACCUGGAGCAGGAGAACACCUUCCUGGACCAGCUGGAGCAGAAGCUGGACGAGACGGACAACCUGCAGGGAGGAGCAGAGGAGCUGCAGGAGGCGCUGGAUAGCCUGGACGUCCUGCUGCGUCACCCGGAGGACAACAGGAACCAGAUUCGAGAGCUGGCCCAGACGCUGAUGGACGGAGGCGUGCUGGACGAACUCAUCCAGCAGAAACUGGACGCGUUCAACGCGCGAUGGGACGAACUCAUGGCCAGGGCGCUGCUCAGGCGGACGGAGCUGGAGAAGAGUGUCCAGUGGGCCCAGGAGAACGACAAGACGCUGAGGCAGAUCCAGGAGGCGCUCGCCAACACCGACCGCCACCUCGCGGCGUACCUCAGCGACCACAUCGACGCCCAGCAGAUUCCACAGGAGGCCCAGAAAAUCCAGGCGGAGCUGAGUGGACAUGAAGCGACUCUGGAGGACAUGAGGAAGAAGAACCAGGACAAAGAGCCGUCCCACAGGAUCGUGGGACAGAUCGACCUCACACAGAAAAUGCUGGCGGACGUGUGGACGAAGUUCCGGCUCUUCCAGAAGCCGGUCAACUACGACACGCGGCUGGCCGAAUGCGAGCGCCUGCUGGCCGGGGUCAAGAGUCAGGUGGGGCUGCUGGACAUCGGCAGUGUGGAGCAGGACGUGGUGCAGUCGCAGCUGGAGCAGUGCAUGAAGUUGUACAAGGUGCUGAGUGAAGUGAAAGGCGAGGUGGAGACGGUGAUAAAAACAGGCCGACAGAUCGUCCAGAGGCAGCAGACGGAGCAGCCCAAAGAGCUGGACGACAGGGUGACCGCCCUGAAACUGCUCUACAACCAGCUGGGAUCACAGGUAACCGAGAGUAAACUGGAGCUGGAGAAGAGUCUGAAGUUGUCGAGGAAGCUGCGUAAGGAGCUGAACGGGCUGACGGAGUGGCUGGCCGCCACGGACGCGGAGCUGACGCGGCGCUCGGCCGUGGACGGCAUGCCCAGCAACCUGGAGGCGGAGGUGGCCUGGGCGCAGUCCGUCCACGGGGAGACGGGGCGACGCGAGCCCCAGCUGCAGGCCGUGGUGGAGCUGGCCGAGGCCCUGAAGGCCGUGCUGCGGGGCCACGGGGGCCUGGUGGACGACAAAGUCAGUCUGCUGCGCUGCAACUGGAUCGCCGUCACGUCCCGGGCAGAGGAAUGGCUCAACCUGCUGCUGGACUACCAGCGGCAGAUGCAGAAGUUAGAUGGAGAGAUACAGGAAGUGAACGGAUGGAUCGACGGAGCGGAGAAGAAGAUGGACGACAUCGACAGCCAGGGACCCAACGACUCUGUGCUGAAGGUUUUGCGUGCGGAGCUGGAGCGGACGAGGGGGAAGGUGGAGGAGGUGAGGGCUCUAGCCCAGGAGCUCCAGUCCACCCGGGGGGAGAACUGCCAGGCUCAGGUGGGACCCAGGGUGGAGCAGCUCAACCGGAGGUUUGACACCAUCGGCCAGCGCAUCGCCUCCGGACAGACGGCAGCGUCAGCCAAGGAGCUGGAGCAGUACCACAGUGAAGCGCAGAUCUGGCUGGAGCUCCUGGAGGAAGAAGUCAAACAGGGGGAGAACCUCAAGGAGGAGGACUUCCAGGAAGACAAGGACUGUGAGGAAGGUGCAGUGAAGGAGUUACUGUUGAAGGGAGAGAAUCUACAGAAGCGAGUGCCGGACGUGGACAAGAGAGAGCAGAUCAGACUCAAACAAAACCAGCUCAACUGCAAAUACAACACCGUCAAGGACCUGCGUGUAAUGAGGAACAGGAAGGCGCUGGCCAUCGCUCCCCAGUGGUACCAGUACAGGAGGAAGUCCCAUGACCUGCUGGCCUGGCUGGACGACAUCCAGCGCAGUGUGGACCAACUGCCCGACCCCCCCGAGGGAGAGAGGGUCAAGGAAAUUGGCUCAGAGUUCGUCAAGAAGAAGGAGGAGCUUAAGGAGGUGCAGGGCUUAGCCAAUCAGCUGUCAGCGGCUGGAGCCGCCAGUCUAGUGGAGCCCCGCCAGGUCCAGCUCAACACACGCUGGGCUGAGGUGGAGGGCAAGUUCAGACCCUUCAAAAGACAAAGUGAGUACCUCACAGGGCUGCAGGCGUUGCUGCGCUCCGUGUCAGAGACGGACUUCAAGCUGAACUCUCCUGAAUACUGGCCUGCAGCGUUUUACAACCUGCCUCAGCAAGAGCACUGCCUGAAGGAGGUGAAGGGGAGCGUUGACAAGCUGCGGGGCCCGGUGGAGGGAGCGCUGGCCCUCAGAGAGGAGAUGGUAUCGAGCGCUCGGCCUCUGGAGGGUCAGAGGAUCCAGGAGACCGCCGCCCUCCUCGGUACCAACUGGGACAAACUGAACAAGCUCUACCAGGACAGACUCAAGCGUUGGCAGGACUGCAACUCCAAGUGGCAGAAGUUUGUCUCCGAUCAGAAGACUGUGGACGAGUGGCUGGACGACGCCGAGGGCACUUUGAAACUGGCCGAGACUGAGCCAGCAGCACACAGACAGCAGCUCAGGGACCUGACGGAGGCCAUUCCCCUCCAGGAGGUGGUGCUGGGCAGAGUGAACUCGGCGGGAGAGGACAUCAGCCAGUUGAGCACAGCAGACGACGCCUCGCGGCUCCAAGCGCAUCUCAAAUUACUCAACACCCGCUGGGUGAACGCCUGUCAGCAGAUCAACGAGCACAAGAGGAGGUCUUCAGAGGCUCGCACGGCGGCCGCAGAGCUGCAGGAGGACGUGGGUUCGAUGCUGGGCUGGCUGGACAAGGCCGAGGGCGUCCUGGCCAUCCCUCUGCAGCCGGCCGAGCCGCAGCACAUCAGACACACUCUGGGCAAAGUGCAGGCUCGUGUGGACGAGCUUCCUGCCAAGAAGGCGGCGGUGGACGACCUGAACUCCAGGAGCAAACGCAUAACGCUUCCCGCCGACAAACAGAAAGACGUCAGGACGGUCAACGCUCGCUGGGCUCAGGUGUCCAGGGCUCUGCCGGAGCGUCAGCUGCAGAUCGAGGGUCUGCUGAGGGAGCUGGAGAAGCUUCAGGCCCAGCUGGACGACCUGUCGGCCUGGGCGUCCAGCACCAGAGCCAGGCUGGAGCACAGCCCCGAGGAGCCCCCGCCCCGGAUCAUCGACGAAGUGCAAGUGAAACAACCAGAAGUGGAGGCGGUUCUGGUGCGAGCUGAUCAGCUGUACAAGGACACUCCGCCCGGCCAGACAGACAAGGUGAGGUACGUCCAGCUGAAAGAAGACUGGACCGUGAUCCUGGAGCUGCUGCGGCAGCACAAAGAGCGAUUGGCCGCUCUCCUCGUCGCCAAAAAAGCCAAUGAAAGUCUGCAAGCGAGCUCCCAGCCGGACUCGGCGGCGCUGGCUCAGUUCAACAAGUCCUGGGCCGAGCUCACUGAUUGGCUGACCAUGCUGGACAACAUGGUGCAGAACAAGCGGGUGGUGGUGGCCGACCUGGAAGACAUCGGCGACAACAUCAAACAGCUCAAGGACUGUCUGCAGGAGCUGGACCAGAAGCGCCCCCUGCUGGAGAGACAGGUCACAGCCGCCCAGAACCUGAAGAACAAGAGCAGCAAUCAGGACACGCGCAACGCCAUCACUGAACGCAUCGACAGGCUUCAGACUCACUGGGAAGACUCUCAGACCAAACUCUCCGACCGGACGACGCAGCUCCACAACAUGCUGCAGGACUCCACCGAUUGGCUGGACGCGAAGAAGGGGGCGGAUCUCCACGUCAUGCGGGCCAGCGACAGGCUAGAGUCUUUGCAGGAGAUCACGUACACGGUGGACGCGCUGAAGAAACAGAACGCUGAACUGAAGCUCUUUGCGAAGGAGCUGCAGCAGUGUCAGGGUCAGGUGGAGAAAACUAACGCGCUGGCCGAGAAGCUGCUGACGCUGUACGCCAGCGACGACACGCACAAGGUCACGCAGGUCAACGACAACAUGAUGGCAACCUGGACGCACAUCAGCAAACGCGUUUCAGACCGGGAGGCGGCUCUGGAGGCGGCUCUGAAGCUGCUGCAGCACUUUUACCUGGACCUGGAGAAGUUCCUCAGCUGGCUGACGGAGGCCGAGACCACCUGCAACGUGCUGAUCGACGCCACCAACAAGCAGAGGCUGCAGGAGCAGCCCGAGGCCGCCCGGAACCUGCUGGCACAGUGGAUGGACCUCCAGGCGGAGAUUGACGGCCACACGGAGCUGUACCACUCCCUGGAUGAGAAUGGCCAGAGGAUCCUCACCUCGCUGGAGGACUCGGCGGACGCUGCUCUGCUGGAGAAACGUCUGGACAACAUGAGCCAGCGCUGGAACGACCUGCGCAACAAGACCCUCAGCAUGAGGGCCCACCUGGACUCGGAGAUGGCCCCGUGGAAGAGGCUCCACAUGUCCCUGCAGGAGCUCCUGAACUGGCUGCGGCUGAAGAGUCAGCAGCUGGAGCGCGAGCCGCCCGUGGGGGGCGACGUCCCCGCCGUGCAGUCGCAGCUGGACACGCAGCGGGGCUUCAGGAGAGACCUGAGAGCGAAGGAGCCAGUUGUGACCAAGAGUCUGGACGAUGUCGGAGUCUUUCUGUCCGAACUGCCCCGAGACUCGCCGGCGUUUGAGCAGCGAGAUAUCAGCCCGGAGGAGCGAGCCCAGAAUGUGGGCCGAAUCCUGCGCAAGGAGGCGGACGACGUGGUGACCAAGUGGGACCAGCUGAACGGGGACGCUGCCGACUGGCAGAGGAGGCUGGAGCUGGCUCUGGAUCGCCUGGUGGAGCUGCAGGAGGCCGAGGACCUGCUGGACGGACAGCUGAGGCAGGCGGAGAUGGUGAAGGAGGCCUGGGAACCGGUGGGCGACCUGCUGAUCGAGUCGCUGCCGGAGCACAUCGAAAGAGUCAAGGAGUUCCAGGAAGAGAUCGCUCCGAUCCAAGACGACGUAACUCACAUGAACCAGUUGGCGUCCACUUUCGGCCCGCAUGACAUCCAGCUGUCGCCUAGCAACCUGGAACGCAUCGAGGACCUCAACACGCGCUGGAGACUGCUCCAGGUUACCAUGGAUACGGGGGGAAACAACUCGGGCAGGAAUGGAUUGGGUGAGGUGGAUUCAAAGAUCUCCGUCAGUGAACAUCUGAAGCAGCUGACGGACGCUCACCUGGACUUUGGCCUCCUGCACGGGUCGGUGGACAGCCCCUUCGAGCAGGGCGUCUCCCCCAACAACGUGCCCUACUACAUCAAAGAGAAAGCUGGACCUGACCAGAUCACCGAGACGCUCCACCAGACCCAGACAACAUGCUGGGACCAUCCCAAGAUGGCCGAGCUCUACCAGUCUCUGGCGGACCUGAACAAUGUUCGGUUCUCCGCCUACCGGACGGCCAUGAAGCUCAGGCGCCUGCAGAAGGCUCUCUGCUUGGACCUGCUGAGCAUGCCGGUGGCGUGCGAGGUGUUCGACCAGCACGGCCUGAAGCAGAACGAGCAGCUGCUGGACAUCUCGCAGCUCGUCACGUGUCUGACCAGCCUGUACCAGCGGCUGGAGCAGAGCCACUCGCACCUCGUCAGUGUCCCGCUGUGCGUCGACAUGUGCCUCAACUGGCUGCUCAACGUCUACGACACUGGUCGCACCGGAAAGAUCCGGACUCUGUCGUUCAAAACUGGAGUGGUCUCCCUCUGCAAGGCUCAUCUGGAGGAUAAAUACAGAUUCUUGUUCCGACAGGUCGCCAGCGCCACCGGGUUCUGUGACCAGCGGCGCCUGGGCCUCCUCCUGCACGACUCCAUCCAGAUCCCCCGGCAGCUCGGCGAGGUCGCCUCCUUCGGCGGCUCCAACAUCGAGCCGUCCGUCCGCAGCUGCUUCCAGUUUGCCAACAACAAGCCGGAGCUGGAGGCGGCCAUGUUCCUGGACUGGAUGCGCCUGGAGCCCCAGUCCAUGGUGUGGCUGCCCGUCCUGCACCGCGUGGCCGCCGCCGAGACCGCCAAGCAUCAGGCCAAGUGCAACAUCUGCAAGGAGUGUCCCAUCAUCGGAUUCAGAUAUCGCAGUCUCAAACAUUUCAACUAUGACAUUUGCCAAAGCUGCUUCUUCUCCGGUCGCGUUGCCAAGGGCCACAAGAUGCAGUACCCCAUGGUGGAGUACUGCACUCCGACGACGUCGGGCGAGGACGUCCGGGACUUCGCCAAGGUGCUGAAGAACAAGUUCAGGACCAAGCGCUACUUCGCCAAACACCCGCGCAUGGGCUACCUGCCAGUCCAGACCAUCCUGGAGGGAGACAACAUGGAGACUCCCGUCACUCUGAUCAACUUCUGGCCUGUUGACCAUGCGCCCGGAUCGUCCCCUCAGCUCUCACAUGACGACACACACACUCGGAUCGAGCACUACGCCAGCCGGUUAGCAGAAAUGGAGAAUCGUAACGGCUCAUAUCUGAAUGACAGUAUCUCACCCAAUGAGAGCAUCGAUGACGAGCACAUGUUGAUCCAGCACUACUGCCAGUCUCUGAACCAGGGCUCUCCUCUCAGCCAACCCCGCAGCCCCGCCCAGAUCCUCAUCUCCAUGGAAACGGAGGAGAAGGGCGAGCUGGAGCGGGUCCUCAACGACCUGGAGCAGGAGAACAUGAAGCUGCAGUCCGAGUACGACCGUCUGAAGAAGGCCCACGACAGGAAGGGCCUGUCGCCGCUGCCGUCGCCCCCGGAGAUGCUCCCGGCGUCGCCGCAGAGCGCACGCGACGCCGAGCUCAUCGCCGAGGCCAAACUGCUGCGCCAGCACAAAGGACGUCUGGAGGCGCGGAUGCAGAUUCUGGAGGAUCACAACAAACAGCUGGAGUCACAACUGCACCGGCUGAGGCAGCUGCUGGAGCAGACGGACUCCAAGGUGAACGGCACAGCUCUGUCGUCUCCCUCCACCUCCUCUCAGCGCUCUGACUCCUCCCUCCCUCUGCUCCGUGUGGCAGCCAGCCAGACUACUGACACCAUGGGUGACGAUGAGCUGUCCAGCCCUUCCCAAGAUGCAUCUGGGCUGGAGGAAGUGAUGGAACAGCUCAACCACUCCUUCCCUCACAGCCAAGCAGAGAGACGGGGUCGUCCAUGAGAGGUCGCAGUAUCGGCAGUUUGUUCCACAUGGCCGACGAUCUGGGCCGAGCCAUGGAGUCGCUGGUCAGCGUGAUGACGGACGAGCAGAGCGCCGAACAGCACGAGGCGCUGCCGUUCUGACCCCCCCCUCCCCUCCCCUCCACCUAUAGCAUGCUUUUCUAGUCAAAACAACUGGAUUGGAAACACAGUUUACAAAGAGAAUAUAUAUAUAACGUCUAUUUUUGUGAAGGGUUGCGGUUCCAACGAUGCGUUUAAAAUUUAAAAAAAGGAAAAACAUUAUAACUUGUAGAUUUCAGUAGUUUCUUAAAACGUCCUGAAGUUGUUUUGUUAUUAACAGAGGCUGGUUUUUAAACUUCUAUGCAACUGUAUAAAACCGGGGGGAGGACGAGAGGCGAGUGGGCGUGGUCAUACGUUUCUCAUCUCUUUGUAAUCUGGGAAAAAACGGCUACAAAAGCAUUUCAGUUAUUUGUAUCCCAAAAAAAAUAUGAAUGAUUGUAAUCAUAAGGGUGCUUACUGAGAUAACAGCGUACACUACUGUCAAGGUAAUGCAGGCAUCCUGGUUCUUUACAGUACGUUGUCUGUGUGUGUGUGUGUGUGUGUGUGUGUGUGUGUUGCCUAAUUUACACAUUGCAUUACAGUUUUGUUUCUUUGGGCUUUGGCUUAAAAACUUCAUAUUAUAUUUUAUUUUGUUCAUUCAUCCGUCCUAUCUUUUCAUCCAUCCCCAUGGCAACAGGAUUAGUUUCCAGCACAGUGAACCGUGUGCAGCAGUAGCAGGUAGCUGACAGACACAGGGAGGAAAACGUUUACGGAAACAAUCGUACAGUCGGAUUAAAAUUACUUGAAAAACAGCUCAGCCAUCUUGGAAUUACCCCCCAGGAAGUGAUGACAAACGAAUAAAACCAGGCUUCUGUCACUUUCAAUUCUUACCUGGUCGUAAAAACUACAUUUAAAGAAUCAUACGUAUGAAAAAAUAUAUAUUUUAAGCACUUUAAAAGUGUUGACUUUUCAACUACAUCUCGUAAUAUUCCGACUUUUAUUCUCAAAAUCUGGAUGUGGUCGUACUUUACCCCCAAAAGGUUUUGUCACCGGUUACAUUUCUGCAACACAAGUGCAAGGUUGUGUGAUUAAACAAUUAGCUUGGUGAGCAGAUGAUUGGCUCGUUGGUGGGAAAGGGGGAGGACAUGAGUCACACAACCGCCAUCUUCCAUAUUACAAACUCUAUGAUUCGAUGUGGAACUUUAAAAACGUCAGUUCUACUCAGGACUUUCCACCUCCUCUCUUAAAAUCCUGAUGUUGCAAUGGAACAUUAAUAAUCAGUGUUUGUUUGAGUGCUCACAGUUCACUGUGUUGGUUCACAUGUUGACAGAAUCACUGGAAGAGGAACUCGGAUGAAUGUGAGCGGAGAUUAUUUUAGAGGAAAAGUUCCUUUUGAAUUUCAAUAAUUACAUUUGACUUCUUGGAAAGCCCAGUGACAUAAGCUCUACCUCGUGUAAAUUGUUUAAAUCUAGUUCAGAGGCGAAUGAUUUCUCUACUGUAACUCGACCCUGCACUCUUCUGAUUGAUUGUUGUUGGCUGAUUGAUUCAGGUUCGAUGAAUCGAGCCUCUGGUCCGAAUGUUCGGACGCGUUCGCUGCGUUUCUCAUCCGUCAGAUUUUCUACGACUCGAGUAUAGAAACAUUUUACACGAAUCAAAGUGGCACUACUGUCGUCAUCCCUGGGACGUAACUCGAUAUUUGUUUUGUGUGUGUGGACGAUGCAUUUAUUCUUGUUGUGUUACAGUUGGUCUUUGGUUAAAAAAUUUAGUUCUGUGCCGUGUGAGUGUUACGAUAUUAGCAUGUACGACUAAAUCCAAUCCAUCCUUAUUUAAAGUGGAACCACUGAGACGUGCAGCGUUGUACACAAACACACACGUGUGUUUUCAACGUCAUAUUCUUGCCGCAUGAUCCAAGAGGUUUUGUUUUUUGUUUUUGGUCCAGACACUGAAUUUGAUUGAUUUUGUCUGUUUUUGUUUUUCAUUUCUAACAUUUAUUUCAUUAUCACAACAUUUUUUCAAAUAACGCAUCAGAUACUUCACAACAUAUCAGAUUCCACCAAAUAUAUGCCUUACUACUGUAUUAUAAAAUGCUUUACUGUAUAUCAAUAAAGCACGCAGUUAUGUUGAA
This is a messenger RNA of Scophthalmus maximus (turbot), 14150 nucleotides long. It is a transcript of the gene dmd, whose product is annotated as dystrophin. Gene Ontology annotation, biological process: synaptic signaling. Gene Ontology annotation, cellular component: plasma membrane. Lineage: Eukaryota; Metazoa; Chordata; Actinopteri; Pleuronectiformes; Scophthalmidae. The transcript has 85 exons. The record is from RefSeq and is a predicted model, not a curated record. The coding region runs from base 984 to 11987 and encodes 3667 amino acids. Gene Ontology annotation, molecular function: zinc ion binding; protein binding.